Molecule: messenger RNA, 1290 nt
Organism: Protopterus annectens (West African lungfish)
Lineage: Eukaryota; Metazoa; Chordata; Ceratodontiformes; Protopteridae
Gene: TMIGD1
Product: transmembrane and immunoglobulin domain containing 1
Exons: 6
Coding region: 12-773 (253 amino acids)
Source: RefSeq, a predicted model, not a curated record
CCUCUGUGACCAUGAAGACAGCCUGGGUUAUGCUCCAAAUGUUCUGUCCCUGUCUACUGCUGCUUUUCAUCUCUGGGGUGACAGGUGUAGAAGUUGCUAUCAAUGGCAAUAGAGACCACAGCUGGGUUUUGAAUACAAAUAUAUCCUCAUUUCUGUCCCUGUGGUGUGAAGUCCAGAACAAUACAAAAGGUGAAGAACUGAUAUGGUACAGGGGGCAGAGGCAAGUGAGUUUAAAUCCUGGCAACCAAAUCAACACCAGCAAUAUUUGUGUCAGUCCGAUUACAGAAAAUGAGAAUGGAAUCACAUAUACAUGCCUUCUGAAGAGUAAUGCAAACAUCAAUGCCUCGGUACAGCUGAAUGUUAUAUAUGCACCCAUAUUGACUGGAAGAACAGAAAUAUCCAUUCAGGAAGGUGACAGUGUGAAAAUGUCAUGCAAUGUGAAUGCAAAUCCUCAGGCGCAGACAGCUUGGCAUAUGGGAAGUGCUAGUCUAACUCUACAGAAGGGACGGUACAAGGUUUACCAGGACAGUGAAGUCCUUCAGCUGUCCAUCAGCAAGGCUGAAAAGUCUGAUGCUGGAAACUUCAGCUGUGUGGCUGAGUCAAGUGCAGGAAAGGAAAUUAAAAUAUUUGAUUUGCAAGUUAAAGACAAAGUUUCAGCCUUUCCAUUUGAACCCCUCAUCGCUGGCAUAGUAGUGGUCAUUAUAACACUGGUAUUUGGAAUAGUUUCACGGAGAAAGAGGAUUGCAAAGCUUUGUUGUAAAAACAGAUUUUGAACAUGGUGGACCAGCCCAAAAUAACAGAUGGACAUGUUGCAAUUAGGAGCUAACCCAAGACUCACCACAGCUCACCUCACAUAAGCAGGUCUAUGGUUAUCUUGAAGCAAUUGUCUGUGGAGUGGAAGUGAACCUACAAUCUAGGGAACUGCGACUAAUUAAGCCACUAACAGAUGAAAGCAUCUGGCACCUCUGUUUCCUCCUCAUCUCUUCAUCCAAAGCAAAAUUCGCUGGUCAUUCUUUUCAUUACAUUAACAUUGUUUCUAUUACCCGCUAUAGUUCUACAAGGGAAAAAAGUUUAUUUACAUGUUUUGUUUCUUAGCAUGAACACUUCUGGUAAGAAGCAUGACAUAGCUCUAAUACCUAUGUCUGUAUUGAGUAGCACAAAAAAACAUUCAACAUGGCUAGACUGCCCAUGAUAAACAAACAUGGAGAAAACCCCAAAAGUGUCACUGCUGGAUGGCUGCCUUAACUGUUUUAUAAUGCUUUCCAAUCUCUGCAACAUACCACUGUAGAU